Messenger RNA from Paramuricea clavata, 1713 nucleotides. The record is from the annotation of a GenBank genome assembly. Lineage: Eukaryota; Metazoa; Cnidaria; Anthozoa; Malacalcyonacea; Plexauridae.
AUGGCUGCAAAGAUGCAGUUGGGCGUAGCACCGACACUUGGAAUGCCAUGGAACAAAAGGGAAGAUACCUUGGGUGUGCAAUUGACCCAUGAAGAGAACAGCGCAACAACAAAACGGGAAAUCCUCAGACAUUUGGCUAAAGUUUAUGACCCCCUGGGCCUUGCUUCACCAUUGACAUUGCUAGGGAAGAUCAUCUAUCGAGACAUUUGUGAUGCAAAGCUCCCAUGGGAUGCUGAACUUGACGGCGUGCUGAAGUCACGAUGGUUGUCAUGGAAACGGAUGCUUCCUGAUAUGAUAACAGUCCCUAGACCAAUCGCUCGACAUCAGGAGCCAAUUACAGAUAUCCAACUUCAUGGAUUCGGCGACGCUAGCAAUCAAGGAGUCAGUGCUGUUGUAUACACGCUCGCCAAACAAGACUCCAGAGACACCCAAACGUUAGUGGCUGCAAAGUCUCGCCUGGCGAAACGUGGACUUACCAUACCUCGGCUAGAAUUGGUCGCUGGUCAUAUGACAGCAAACCUGGUUAGCAACGUGGUGAAGGCGAUCGGUGAAGAAAGAGUGUCACAACAACAUGCAUGGCUUGACAGUACAGUCGCUCUGUAUUGGAUACGAGGCAUGGGGGAGUACCGACAGUUUGUGGCUAAUCGUGUCAUAAAAAUUCAAGCUCACUCCAACAUCGAAUGGCAUCACGUUCCUACUUCAGAGAACCCUGCUGACAUAUGUAGCAGAGGAGGGCAGCCGACAGAGAAAUGGCUAAAUGGUCCAACGUGGCUUGGUAAUGAAAUGAAAUGGCCUGAAAGCCCCCAUUUCCAUGCAUCCUCAGAAUCACAGUCUGGAGCCAAGGUAACUCGAGAAGUGUCAGCAGCCGCGGUGGCUGAGCCUGAGCGAGAUGAUCAUGUAAACUUACUUGAGAAACAUACCUUGACAAAGACCCUGAGAAUCGGUGCGUGGGUCAAGAAAUUUACAUACAAUUGCAAGAAUAAGAGAGACAACCGAAUUGGAGGUCCUCUUCGUUAUGACGAAAUCCUGAAGGAAGAGAAGUGGUGGAUUGCUAAAGUCCAGAAGUUGAUUUCAGAAGAAGAACGAGAAAAGCGUAAAGAUCUUAACCUGCAAACAAAUCAGGACGGACUGUUAGAAUGUCGCGGCAGAAUUGAGGGACACUACUCACUGUACCUCCCUGAUGCUGCACUGUUUUCAACGAAGCUGGUCGAGCGGGAACACAGAGCAACCUUGCAUGGUGGAAUUUCGCUUACAAUGACUAGGAUAAGACAGCGUUACUGGAUUCCUAAAUUGCGCAGCCUCGUGAAACGGGUUCGAAGCAAUUGUUGGGGAUGCAAGCGAAGUCAAGCAAAACCAUUGGGAGACCCUUCAUCUGGUCCACUUCCAAGCAGCAGGACAACGGGGAACACACCAUAUUCCGUGAUCGGUGUGGACUUUGCGGGUCCUAUUCUUUACCGUGCAAGCAAGAAAAUUGAAAGGAAAGCUUACUUAGUGGUUUUCGCGUGCAGCCUCACACGAGGAGUACACCUGGAACUGUUAAAGAGCCUUGAAACUGAAGAGUUUCUACAAAGUUUUAAACGCUUUAUUGCCCGACGAGGAAGACCUUCAGUCGUGUAUUCCGACAACGGAGCCACCUUUAAAGCGGCAGUAACAUGGCUAAGGAAAGUUUGGAAAGAAGAGAAAUUCCACGAAUUAAGCUCUUUGCAAGCUUGA